Molecule: messenger RNA, 1266 nt
Organism: Aspergillus puulaauensis
Lineage: Eukaryota; Fungi; Ascomycota; Eurotiomycetes; Eurotiales; Aspergillaceae
Exons: 2
Coding region: 1-1266 (421 amino acids)
Source: RefSeq, a predicted model, not a curated record
AUGGAAGGCUGCAACAUCUCAGAUGCACGAGGAGCAGGUGCAUUUACCAUUUACGCCCUGCUCCUCCUCUCCGUCCUCACGUCCAUUUCUUUGAUGUUUUGUAUUUUUUUGACUUUUCUUGAAUCCCGCACCCUGAACCUCACUCGCACCUCAGCUGCUGGACAUGCCAGCAGCAAUCUUCGCCGUUCCACGGAGCAAGAAGCAAAGCAGGACGAAAUGGCACCAGCCCAUAUGGCUUACUCUGCAGACCUUCUCGAUGGUGGAAUAGAAGACAUCCAGAUUCAACCUCUUCGUCCGUUGCUGAUGACGCCGUUGCCCGAUGAAAAUAGCCAUCCACUUAUUGGAGAGUCGGGCGAUUUGUUAGGCAGCAUUGUGGACAAUCUAAAGAUAUCUGCACUGGACCCCAAGCGCGCUCCGCGUAUCCCCCUCUUCCAACACCAGCUUCGCGACGCGACGCAGCCAAACACGCACCCCGGGUGCGAAAAUGAGGCCGUUUCAACUGUUGCUAAGUGGGAUGGAAAGAUUUGUUGGGCAUUAAAGGGUUCUAGCAUCUUUAAUGAUGCAGACGAAGAGAUCGACGCCUUCAACGCUCGCUCAAAUAUGCUUGUUCGCCAACCCUACUCUGAGCUCUGGGUUUUCCAGUAUGGCCUUCGCUACAUUCCCGCCCUCACUGAUCGUGAUGUCUACCGUACCAUCCGCAUCGAAGAGCUCCCUCGCGGGGUAGUUAUGAGCCAAGUCCUUCCACUUAUCGUUGGUGAGGUAUACUGCGCUAGACUGGCGGAUACAAGUAACAUCACCGGCUAUAACACGGCCAUGAUCACUUUCGUUACGCAGGAAGACGCUGUCAAGUUUGUGACUUUGAUCGUAAACAAAACCAUUGUCCUACCAUUUGAAAAACUUGUCCCUGUCCACACACCAACCUACCCCACGCCUGCCGAGACAGGCCGCUUGAUUACCGAGGAAGGCUACACCCGCACACUAGGCGUAUUCCACAUCAGGCCGUCGCUCAAAACAGAGAUCAUGCGUCUGCUAAAUAACACAAACUUCAAAUAUUUCUUACAGGUAGAAGCUGUUGAUGAUGGCCCUGCUGUUUGUGAAGUUUCAGUGAAGAUGCUGUCAGUCAAGGCAGCGGCAAUGUUGUUCGAAUGGCUUCGGAGGCAUCCGGCCCUAGGAAAAUGUCAAUUUCGAUUCUUGCGACAAAGUGGCGCGCCCUCUGAGGGAAAAUCUGUGGUGGUGAGCGCUGAUUCGCAAACUGCCAGCUGGUAG